AUGUCUCUCCGAUCGGUGUUCAAAUCACUUAAUCCCUGGGGCGCGAAAGCCGUCAACACCCUCGAUUCGAGCCCCAAGAAGACGACCGAAAGGCCACAAUCGGCCCAUUCCAAUGACUCUCGAGAAACACCACGAGCGAAGCGGCAGAAGACGAGCCGGGAUACCGAAGUAAUACCACGAGGGUCACAAGAGUCUAUUGAGGAAUUCCCGUCUCAACCGAUUCAAUCGCGGGGUCACACGUACAGCCCCUCAAUAUCUCCUUCGCCUAUCAGUUCGCAUGUUCCUAUGUGGAAUUCACAUGCAAUGGCUGAGUACCAGGGUCGAGGCAAUCGCCGCCACCGGCAUAGGUCUCUUGGUAGCAACAAGAGUCAGUCCUCGGCCGAGGACGUUCCCAGUGCGUUCGGUCAGAAAUACACUGCCCCCGAUAAUCAAGAACAAACUCGGUCUAAAGUGCAAAGCGAUGCGGCCGACUUGGAGAUUCUGAGGAAUAUAUCAGCCCACUUACAGCCUGCCCAACCCAAGGGGAAGAAGAGACUGAAACAGGAAUCCCACGAAGACGACGAGCUGGCAAUGGGUCAUACGCCCAAUGAUAGCAAAAAGCGCCAGCCAGGGCCCAGCGUCUCUCGCAGGGGCGAUAUAGUCCCUACACAAUUCCCCAGAAAGGCAGCCAACGGUCGUGAGGACUGUCAGUCUCUUGGAGAUUCCGAACGCUUCACUGUUUCUGCAGCAGUCUGCUACCGGAAUUACUAUUAUGUGGCUGGUGAGAAAGGCGGGACAGAUGCAUGCUACAUGCAAGCACAUCAUGAUAAACCUCAGGCGGAACUUCGCGCCUUUACACAAGAUGGAAACCCCCACGGGACGCAACAGUGGCUCAAGCUUACAAACAAGAUCAAAGCCUUGCAUUUUCACCCGUCCAGUAGCCUCAUUAAGGUCACUCAACCCACUGAUACAUCUCUGGACAUCGGUAAACUGCUGGUCAUCAAGUUUGCGACUCCUCAGGAUGCUUCAUCUGUUGCUCGUUGGGCUACAAGGGUUCUCAAGCUCCAUGCCAUUUAUGACAAAGCACUCGGUGAAAUCAAUCGAGACACCCCAUGGUCAUCAGCAGGCAUAGUCGCUGGUGCGGGAUCUCCUAAUGCUCAGCCUCCCGAUGCUGGCAAGGCACGGGGCACCAGUGCUAGCAUUACACCCAGCCAAGUCUCACCCUCGAACAAACCGAGAACCACCAUCCGCGGUUCCAUGCAAGUUUCGGAGCCCGCAACACCCCAACCAGUCGCGACUUACGGCAGACGAUCUUUGAGGUCAACUCAUGGAUCAACGACAGAUGCGACUUCCGCUCCAAUUGAUGUAGAUCUAUCAUUAUCGCCUGAGACCCCUCCUCCGCCCCGUUGGUCUUUGCAAAACAGGAGCUGGUUGGAAGACUGGAAGACACCGCUACAAUUUGGCAGAGUACAGGUGACCAAGGAUGACAUACCAAGACUGGAUGAGGGCCAGUAUCUGAACGAUAGCAUCAUUGAAUUUGGUUUAAAGUACCUUUUUGAAAAAUUCACUGACAAGCAUCCCGAUCUCAGCAAGCGAGUCUACAUGCACAACAGCUUUUUCUACACGAGUUUGACCGGGGACGGUGGCAACCAAUUCAAGUACGAGAAUGUCAAAAGAUGGACUGCAAAGGUGGAUCUGCUGUCCUAUGACUACAUUGUCGUCCCAAUCAACCAGCACUUCCACUGGUGGGUUGCCAUAAUUUGCAACCCAGGGAAACUUGAUCCGGCUGUUCGUCAGACGGCAAAAGAAGCCGAAGCCACGAUCCCUAUCGACGUCGAAAUGACUGAUGCACCAAAGCUGGUUACGUCUGAUGUUGUGGACAAAGCCACCGAUGGCAAACCCGGAUUUCGCCCAUCAGCUUCUACUCAGCCAAAGCAACGCAAGCCUGCUUAUAGCCUUGAUGACCCCAGAAUCAUUCUGUUGGACUCGCUCGGAUCUAGUCACGGCCCUGCCGUUAAGAACCUCCGCCGAUAUCUCGUUGAAGAGUUCGAAGACAAGCGUGGCAGGAGGCUUGAGCAAGGUGAUUGGCCAACUCGCCUUGGGAUGAAGGCCACUAAUAUACCGCAGCAAUCAAAUCUCACAGACUGCGGAGUCUAUGUCCUUGGAUACGUGCAAGAGUUUGUCAAGGAUCCAGAUACCUUCGUCAAGGCUCUGCUGUCUAAGGAGCCGCACGAAUGGGCAUUAAGUGCCCCCCUAUUGCGAACGCUCUGGAGGGAUACUAUCUUCUACGAAAAGAGUAUGACCCGCACAGAGCCUGGCCGGCAGCAAAAUGCGGGGAUGAUCUAUCCCAUGUCCGCGGAGAGAAUGACAAAACUUUUUGCUCAAAGCGCCAAACUGAGCACCUCUCCUUCUCGCGAUUCGGCUGUGGGCCGGAGGGAGGAAUCACGACAUGCAGCUGUACCAGAGCCGCUCAGACCUGUGGGAAUGGCGGGAGAACCGGCGCAAGGGCGAAUAGGGUCUCCUGUAGAGGCACCAAAGCCCGCGAAAACUGCAAAGGAGCCAGCAGGACGUAUGAUACCGACAGAAGGUGUGCAGGAGGUAACCAAGCCUAUGGACCUCGUCGUCAACACACCCCUCAUUCCUUCUAUUGAGGAUUCUAUCGAGGACUCCCCUACCCCAGAACCUCCUCAAAUCACCGACCUCACCACACUUGUAGAGCCCGGUUUCUCGAAGCAUGUGCCCAAGCUUAAAGAGCGCCCCGCUUCAAAGUUGGGGACUUCGCCGACGCGGCAAUCAUCUCAUGCGGAAGAUGAUGAAGUCAUGCUUGUCCCUUUGGGUCGCCCUGACUCCACAUUGUUCACGGCGAGGAUAUCUAGUUCCCCGGCGGAGGCAAAGAAAGCGGUUGAUACGUCGGUGCAAGAGCUCGACGCAAAGUCAUUCUACAACAAGUCAGCCACACCUCCUGGGCACACCAAGAAUGCAAAGCCUCGCCAGCCGACGCGCCAGGUUGCCCUAAUGUCACAGUCAUCUCCCGCCCAGGCUCCCAAUCCAAAACGUGCUGAUGCUGGCUCCACGUCCACAGGGACGUCGAAGCGUCCUCAUACCGGUUCCACGCCUACUGGGGUUUCUCGCCCAAAACGCCCUGGUGCCAGCUCUCCACCUACCACGGGCUCUCAGUCGAGAUAUUUUAAUGGUACCCCAUCUCCAGGUCGGAGGCAGCGAGUGGCUACGAAUGUAGGAGCUGCGUACACAUCCGUGGGUUUUGCACCCACCAGGGAGGCUACCGUGGAGCAGAACUUGGCAGCGGUGAAGCAUCAUGAGCCGAUCAAUAUUGAUGACUCUGAUUGAGUUGUGAGCGGUGGUUAUUAUACUCUAGCAGCAAUCCCAAAGCGACGUUGUAGCCAUGUUGGGCCCGAUUAGACAAGCUUGUUUGUUUCGUUCCGUUUUUUUUUCUGAUCUAUUUUGGCUUGUGGGUUACGGAAACAUUGAUUAUCAUCCUGGUUUUGCUCAAGGUAAGGCGCAGAAGAGAGUGGGUAUUUAUCAAUAUGUGGGAUUAUUGGCAAGCAUGGGAUAGGAGUUUGGGUCCUGGUAUUGUUUGUUAGCUGUUUGCCAAUCGGAGGAGAGUGGGGGUUGGGGA
Messenger RNA from Podospora pseudocomata, 3616 nucleotides. RefSeq lists its product as uncharacterized. Gene Ontology annotation, cellular component: nucleus; cytoplasm. Gene Ontology annotation, biological process: protein desumoylation; proteolysis. Bases 1 to 3327 code for a protein of 1108 amino acids. Gene Ontology annotation, molecular function: SUMO-specific endopeptidase activity. The transcript is spliced from 3 exons. Lineage: Eukaryota; Fungi; Ascomycota; Sordariomycetes; Sordariales; Podosporaceae. The record is from RefSeq and is a predicted model, not a curated record.